This is a messenger RNA of Capsaspora owczarzaki ATCC 30864, 3789 nucleotides long. RefSeq names its product chitinase. Gene Ontology annotation, biological process: carbohydrate metabolic process. Gene Ontology annotation, molecular function: chitin binding; polysaccharide binding; hydrolase activity, hydrolyzing O-glycosyl compounds. The transcript is spliced from 4 exons. Bases 164 to 3553 code for a protein of 1129 amino acids. The record is from RefSeq and is a predicted model, not a curated record. Lineage: Eukaryota; Filasterea; Ministeriida; Capsasporidae.
CUUUUCCAUUUUUGCGUUUUUGUACAAAUUCAUUUUUUUUUUUUCGUUUUUCCUGUUCGGUUUUUGUUUUCGCUGUGUUUCGUCUCCCUGCACCCCCAUCUGUGAUCUGUGUUGUUUGGCACAUCUUAGUUUUUUUUUAAAAUCUUUCUUCCUCCAAAAAACCAUGAAGCAAUCGCUCAUCGGUCGCACGACGGCAACGCUGCUCGCAGUGGCCGUGUUGGCGAUCGCGACCGCGGAUGCCCAUUCCUGGAUGACAUGUCCGAAUUCACUGAACGUGCAGCCUGGACGCGGCGGAUUUACCACUGGCCCUUGCGAACCAACCACCCCUGGACAGACUGUUCCCGUCACGAACAUCAAGGCCGGCGAACGCCUCAAGGUCGGCUGGACCUCGAACAACCACGGCGGCGGCUAUGUGCGCUUGGCGCUUGUGCCCGACGCCCAGUCUCUCGACACGGCCGCGUAUGCAAGCAACGUUCUCAAGAUGGCCUGCUACGGACACGACCAGCGCCCCGGCCGGUACCAGUAUGGCGACUGCAUCCACCCUUGCAAUGGGCGCGGUGCGUGCGCGUACCAGUCUGAGAUUGACGACGUUGAACGCUAUGACACAACCAUCACCAUCCCCACCAACCUCGCUGACGGCGUGUACUCGCUCCAGUGGGUCGGUCUUGUUGGCAACGCUGGCACGCCCUACUACUCUUGCGCCAAGCUCAAGGUGACUGGCGGCAACCCUGCCAUGUCCUGCCCGGCGCCUGCCACCAUCCCUGCGUACACCUGCCUCAAGUCGGAGUCUGGCGCGCCUUCGUCCGCCAUCAUGACCGGCACCAGUGCUGGCUCGUUCUGCUACCACAGCAGCAGCCAGGGUGCCAUCGACGACAACAUUCUCCAAGUGCCCAUCAACGCCAACUGCGAGCCCCGCCUCACUUGCGCGCUUUCGGUCAACGCUGCCACUUGCCAAGCCGAGUUUGCCGGCGUCGCUGACGAGACCAACCCGCAGCGCACCGACUGCGGCGUCAUCACCCCUCCCCCAGCACCCACCUGCAGCGAUGGCAUUCAGAACCAGGGCGAGCAAGACGUGGAUUGCGGCGGCACUCACUGCGACGCAUGCCCUCCUCCUCCCCCGCUUGAGGGCAACGACCCCACCACCGUCGAGAAUGUCGUGUACAGCGUCUCUGGAGCGUUCUCUGGCGGCUGGAGUGGCAGCAUCACCUUCACUGUCGCUCGCGAAAUCAUUGGCGGCUGGAACGUUACCAUCAUGUUUGACCAAGCCCUGACCAGCAUCGAGCCUUGGAGUGCCGUCUACCGCUCGAAGAACUCUAUCGGCAACAUUCUCACCUUCAGCAACGCUGACUGGAAUGGCAACGUUGCCAAGGGUAACUCGAUCACCUUUGGCUUCACUGGCUACUUUACCGGCAUUUCUCAGCCCAUGCCCAUGACGUAUGCCCUCGUCUGUCUUGGCUGCCCUGCCGUCUCUGCUGCCCCUGGAGCUUCGUCCGCGACUCCUGUCGUGAAGGCGUCUUCUGCGACUCCUGUCGUGAAGGCUUCGUCUGCCACCCCUGUCAAGGCUUCGUCUGCCACUCCUGUCAAGGCCUCCUCCGCUACACCUCUGAAGGCCUCUUCUGCCACCCCCGUCAAGGCUUCAUCUGCCACUCCCGUCAAGGCUUCGACCACCCCGACUGGUCCGGUCAGCACUUCGACCAAUGGUGGCGGUGUCAUUGUUGGCUACUACCCCGCUUGGGCCACGUACGACCGCAAUUUCCAAGUUGCUGACAUUCGUGGCGAUCUCCUCACCCACAUCAACUAUGCCUUUGCCAACAUUGCCGGUGGCAAGUGCGUUCUUGGCGACCCUUACGCUGACACUCAAAAGACCUUUGCUGGCGACGCUUGGGACGAACCCCUUGUUGGCAACUUCAAGCAACUCAAGAAGCUCAAGGCAAAGUACCCCCAUGUCAAGACACUCAUCUCUCUUGGAGGCUGGACUUGGUCUGCUCAAUUCUCGGACGUUGCUGCUACAGCUGCUUCUCGCGAGACGUUCGCCACCUCGUGCGUCCAGUUUAUGGAAACUUACGGCUUCGAUGGUAUCGAUGUCGACUGGGAGUACCCCGUCCUCGGUGGCCUCGAUGGCAACAUUCACCGUCCUGAAGAUGCCUACAACUACGUCAAGCUGCUCGCACUGUUCCGCACCAAGAUGAACGCUCUGGGCGGUCGCCUCCUCACGAUUGCGGCUCCUGCUGGUCCUUCAAUGCUUGCAGCCCUUGACAUUCCCGGAAUCGCUCAAAGCGUCGAUUGGAUCAACUUGAUGGGCUACGACUUUAACGGUGGCUGGGAUGUCUCGCACGUCGCCCACAACGCGCCUCUGUAUGCCAACCCCGCCGACCCUUCGUCUUCCCGCAACUCUAUGAACGUCGAUGCCGCUGUUACCGCGUACCUCGCCACCGGCAUGCCAUCGAACAAGCUGGUUCUUGGUGUUCCGUUCUAUGGUCACAGCUUUGCUGGCGUCGGCUCAACCAACAACGGCCUCUUCCAAUCCGGAUCCAACACUGGCCCUGGCACUUGGGAGGCUGGUUCUGUCGAUUACAGCGACAUUGAGAGUCAUUACAUUGGCAAGAGCGGCUAUGUCCGCUACUGGGACAGCGCUUCCGAGGUGCCGUACCUGUACAGCCCUUCCACCAAGGUCUGGGUUUCGUACGAUGAUGCCGAGUCGCUGACUAGCAAGUGCGUCUACAUCAACACCAAGAAGCUCGGUGGCGCCAUGGCCUGGGAUCUCUCCUCCGACCGCAACGUCGUCUUGCUCUCUGCCGUUCGCUCUCAACUGAGCGCUGGUACCACGACGUCCGCAACCCGUGCCGCGCCGGCUGGCACCAGCACGAAAGCCGUCGCUGCUUCCUCGUCCAAGGCUGCCACUACAUCGCAGGUCAAGUCCACUUCGACCAAGACAACUUCGACGUCCACCUCGACCAAGACCACAUCGACAUCCACCUCGACCACCACCACCACCACCACGACUCCUGGAGCAUGCGACUCGCGUUGCGGCACCGGCGUCUACCACGCUACUGGCAAGUGCUUGUCCAAUGGACGCUGCGCUUGCAUCUACGGCUGGACUGGCCCGAACGCCAUCUAUGUCAACAGUGCCAACAACGUUCAAGCAGACUACUGCUCUUGGGGCUGCUACUACUCUGCGGCGAUGGCCAACAGCCAGUGCGCAGUCGAUGCCUCCAAGAUUGUGAACGUGCCCACGAGUGACCAGGCUGACGACUUGACCAAGUACUCGACCUUCUCGACCGAGAUGAACGACAAGGAGUCUCGUGGCGGCCUCACCAAGCCCGACCAAUCGUCGGCUUCUAGCAGCACUGGUGCAGUGGCUGGUGGUAUCGUUGGCGCGCUCUGCGUCAUCGCCAUCAUUGCCGUUGUCGCCACUGUCAUUGUCCGUCGUCGCCGUGCAGACCGCAACCGUUCCAUGCACAAGGGUCAAUCGCUCGAGUCUGUUCUCGCCACAUCGAGCUCCCACCAGCUGAGCAACUUUACGGGCUCGACUGACAGCAUUACAGAUGCGUAAACUGACAGCGUGCUUUCUCCGGUGUCCGAAUGUUAGACUUGCGUGCGAGUUUUUCUCGGAUACUCCACCUGUAUACCUUAUCCCCAUUAUUGUCCGUCCAUGUGUGUGUGUGUUUUGUCUCUAGCUAGCGUUGCAUUGAUUUCGCUUGGCUUUGUAACGUGUUGCCUGUACUUGCAGCUUGCUGGCAUUCUGCAUGAAAACUGUAUAACAAAAAAACAACAAAAACAUUCUGAUCA